GCGCAAACACACACCCAUUGACUAACAAAGGUCCCAGGUGUCGCGCAAGGUGCAGCUAUAUCAGGUAAGGAAACUCCCUUAAAAUAGUAUUAACGGAUUCUAUGAUGAUUCACUUAUUGGAGCUGUCUGAAUUUCAAUGUGGAUAGACACUUUAUACGCUUUUUUUUUGUCUGAUGGAAUCAAUCUACCAACUCUUGAUCGUUGCACUCUGGAAUGCGGACAGCGACUAACAGAUGAAAGACUGCAAUCUAGGCAAUACAAGAAUGUGAGGACGUCUGCGAUCGGCCCUGUGAGUCCAUCUUAAAAGUACCGCCUCUCUACCACACCAUGGCGACCAACUCUGCCUCGGCUCCUGCCGCCAACGACGGCCCUGGAGAAGGUCAAGAGCCUUUCAAGCUCAAAUUUUGCACAGUAUGUGCGUCUAAUCAGAACCGCUCCAUGGAAGCCCAUUUACGCCUCUCCCAAGCAAACUACCCCGUGAUCUCUUUUGGUACAGGAUCUCUGGUUCGCUUACCGGGCCCUACAAUUACACAGCCGAACGUUUACCAGUUCAACAAAACCUCAUACGACAGCAUGUACAAAGAAUUAGAAGCAAAGGAUCCAAGACUCUACAAGAACAAUGGCUUGCUAUCCAUGCUAGAUCGUAAUCGAGGAGUGAAAUGGGGCCCCGAGCGCUGGCAGGAUUGGUCAAUUGGUGCUCCCCGACUUCAACACACGAAAGAUCGUGGAAGCGCUGGAACUGAAGGGGGUGUUGUGGACGUGGUGUUCACAUGCGAAGAACGAUGCUGGGACGCUGUUGUUGAUGAUUUGAUGAACAGAGGUUCGCCAAUGAAUCGACCCGUCCAUGUGAUUAAUGUGGAAAUCAAAGAUAACCACGAAGAAGCACAUAUUGGAGGACAAGGCAUCCUUGACCUCGCCAACUCUCUUAAUGCUGCAGCUGCCGAGGAGCGGCAAGCAACUGAUCCCGCCGCAUUUGACAGCGGAAGUGCGGCUAGUCGUGCCAACUUUGACGAGAAGGUGCCCGACAUCCUUGCCGCUUGGCAAGAACGCUGGCCAAAUCUGCCAGCAACCUGGACAUUGGCUUGGUUCUGAUAGAACCUCUGUUGCCUAGAGAUGAUUGUUUACGAUGUGAUGAGAAAUGACUUUUUAUUAAAUAUCCGACGGCGUGAGCCCAGAUUAGCACGGCGGCAGUUGUAAUACGAGAGCGAAAUCGGCCGAUAAUGGUUCGAUUUGCGCCAUACUGGCAGCUUGGCCCUAAUCUCCGCCUGAAAGGGCAUCGACUGAUACUGCGCGCGAUAUAAUGGGGUCUGUAAGGCUUAGUCGGCCGCGGCAUCGCUGCCUCUUGGGCAUGUCUACAGGGUCUUUCGCGGACGUAAAGCGCGCCUGAUGCCACGAUCUUCGCUACAGCGUUGCACUCGCUGACAUUGGAUAUCUUCUCCGUUGCUGGAUUUGGGAUCGCUAAAAACGUUAGCGCCACAGGGGCAACAUGUGGUUCUGAGCGUCAAAAGGGGAGCAUGUAGCGCCAGGGCUGGGCGUUGGUUCGUUUGGGUUCAACAGUUACAGUGGCGCACCAAGCUGCAUUGAUAUCCUUCGGGGUAUUGCCAUUUUUGGCAAACAAAAGCAAACAUAUUUCUUCGCAUACCAUAGAAUAAUGCACCCAGUGCCAACUUUAAUGCAUAGAGGCUUAUUAUUGGGAAAUUACAUUUCUUCAUCCUGUAGCUGCCGCCUGGCUUCGUCGGAAAAUACUGCCCAAUGA
Molecule: messenger RNA, 1756 nt
Organism: [Torrubiella] hemipterigena
Lineage: Eukaryota; Fungi; Ascomycota; Sordariomycetes; Hypocreales; Clavicipitaceae
Source: the annotation of a GenBank genome assembly